Zalophus californianus (California sea lion) is the source of this 4657-nucleotide messenger RNA. It is a transcript of the gene DENND6B, whose product is annotated as DENN domain containing 6B. Gene Ontology annotation, cellular component: recycling endosome. The transcript is spliced from 19 exons. Gene Ontology annotation, molecular function: guanyl-nucleotide exchange factor activity. The record is from RefSeq and is a predicted model, not a curated record. NCBI's taxonomy places the organism in Eukaryota, Metazoa, Chordata, Mammalia, Carnivora, Otariidae. The coding region runs from base 63 to 1862 and encodes 599 amino acids.
CCCCCGGCAACGGCUCGGAACCGUUCCCCCGGCAACGCGCGGCGGGCGCAGUCCCCACAGCCAUGGACCCGCUGUCCGGCGCCGGGCCUCGCCGGGCUCGCGGCCGCCUGGGCGCGGCGUCCCCCGGAGCGCGGGCUGCGGCGGCGCCCUGGGCGCGCUUCUCGGCCUGGCUGGAGUGCGUGUGCGUGGUCACCUUCGACCUGGAGCUGGGCCAGGCGCUCGAGCUGGUGUACCCCAGUGACUUCCGGCUCACGGACAAGGAGGUGGGUCCUGGCCCUCCUGGGAGCAGACGUGGCCCUGAAUUGAGCCAGCCCUCACCCGGUUUCCUGUGUUUCAGAAAAGCAGCAUCUGCUACCUGUCCUUCCCUGACUCCCACUCAGGCUGCCUCGGAGACACUCAGUUCAGCUUCCGCAUUCGGCAGUGUGGCAGACAGAAGAGUCCAUGGCAUGCCGAGGACUGGCACUACAACAGUGGGGCGCCCGUGUCGUUGCAAGCAGGUGAAGGACAGCUCCGUGAAGAGGGGCUACUUCCAGAAGUCUCUGGUGCUGGUGUCCCGCCUGCCGUUUGUCCGGCUAUUCCAGGCGCUCCUGAGCCUGAUUGCCCCCGAGUACUUCGACAAGUUGGCCCCCUGCCUGGAAGCGGUGUGCAGUGAGAUUGACCAGUGGCCAGCCCCUAUGCCUGGGCAGACCCUGAACCUGCCUGUUAUGGGAGUCGUCCUCCAGCUACUCCCUUUUGCCCUCCAGGUUCACGUCCCGUCCAGGGUGGACAGGCCUGAGCACAGUCCUCCGAAGCAGUGUAGCCAUGAGAACCUGCUGCCCGCCCCUGUGGUCCUCACCAGCGUCCAUGAACUGGACCUGUUCAGGUGCUUCCAGCCUGUGCUGACCCACGUGCAGACUCUGUGGGAGCUCAUGCUCCUCGGGGAGCCCCUGGUGGUCCUGGCACCCUCGCCCGCCAUGUCCUCAGAGAUGGUGCUGGCCUUAAUCAGCUGUCUGCAGCCCCUCAAGUUCUGCUGUGACUACCGCCCCUACUUCACCAUCCAUGACAGCGAGUUCAAGGAGUUCACCACGCGCACGCAGGCCCCACCAAACGUGGUCCUGGGAGUCACAAACCCUUUCUUUAUCAAAACACUCCAGCACUGGCCCCACAUCCUCCGUGUUGGAGAGCCCAAGAUGUCAGGGGAUCUUCCUAAGCAGGUCAAGCUGAAAAAGCCCUCUAGGCUGAAGACCCUUGACACCAAGCCAGGCCUCUACACCACGUACUCGGCCCACCUCCACCGGGACAAGGCACUGCUCAAGCGGCUGCUCAAGGGGCUGCAGAAGAAGAGGCCCUGGGACACACAGACAGCACUGCUGAGAAGGCACCUCCUGGAGCUCACGCAGAGCUUCAUCAUCCCCCUGGAGCACUACAUGGCCAGCCUCAUGCCCCUGCAGAAGAGCAUCACACCCUGGAAGACUCCUCCCCAGAUCCGCCCUUUCCGCCAGGAUGACUUCCUGCGUAGCCUGGAGCACGCAGGGCCCCAGCUCACCUGCAUCCUCAAGGGCGACUGGCUGGGCCUCUACAGGCGGUUUUUCAAAUCCCCCCACUUUGACGGCUGGUACCGGCAGCGGCACAAAGAGAUGGCCCAGAAGCUGGAGGCCUUGCACCUUGAGGCUAUCUGUGAGGCGAACAUCGAGACUUGGAUGAAGGACAAGUCUGAGGUGGAGGUCGUGGACCUGGUCCUGAAACUUCGGGAGAAGCUGGUGCAGGCACAGGGCCACCAGCUCCCAGUGAAGGAGGCAGCACUGCAGCGGGCACAGCUGCACAUCGAGACCGUCAUCGGCUCUUUGCCCAAGGACCUGCAGGCUGUCCUGUGCCCUCCCUAGGACAGGGCCAAGGGGCAAGGUCCAGGGGCCUGGGUCUGGCCAAGCUUCCUUCUCCUCGGUGAGAGGUGGCCCCAGCCAGGCACGAGCUCCCGACCUGAGCUCCCCGCAGCUGCUCUCUAGCCUUGGCUGUCCCCGUCGGCACCCGUGUUGUUCCAGCAGUAAAGGUGGCAUUUGGAACCACAGCCUGGCCCCUGACUGUUGGAUCACGUGCUGGCCAGAGCCUUACCUCCCCCUGGGUCCCACCUGCCUGCUGCAGGGCCCCAAGGCUGGGAGGCGGGGCUGGCUUGGAACCCUCCCUGCUCUGGGCACAGGGCCACCCGCCCCCUGUGGUGCCCACCUGCCCAAGCCCUGGGGCCCCAGGCCUUGUAUUGGAUGUGUCCUUUAGCCCCACUAGGCCGCCCAGCCCAAGACGGAAGGAGGCAGCUGUUAGGCGGACACCUCUUCUCACAUGGCCAGCCAGCCGUCUGGCAGGGUGCGGGGGAACCAGGAUACUUGGCUGUUAUGGUCAUUGGCUGGGGUGGGGCAGAGGCCUGUUUGCGGGGCGGAGCUCUGCCCUGUAGUUUGUUGGGAGGCUGCCAGGAGGGUCUGGGGCAUCGUCCUGGGUCCCGACUCUUGGAGCACCCGGCCGGCCCCCUUCCGUGUACUCUGCCCAGUGCUGCUGCUUGUCUGACAGGCACUCGAGCUGCCUGCCUCCCGUGUGUCCAUCCACCCCCUUGCGCAGCCGGAGGGGUUUGGGACUCUAGACUUACUGGAGGCCCUCAGCUGCAGCCCUCCAUAGCUGCUGCAGCCUGGAGCAGCGGGCUCCUCUGCACGGAGCGGAAGGGCCCUCAAAGGUGCUAACCUACCCAGUGUGGCACGGUGCAGUGCUGGGCCUGGUGGAACCCAGUGGCUUAGCACAGGGUGACGGCAUCGUCAGCCCGCGGGAGGGUGGGCGUGAGGUGCGAACCCAGCGUUGUGAGCCUGCAGGUAAGUCUCCCGACCUCCAGCCCUCACCUCAGACCCCUCAUCUGAGCCGCGAGGCUGUGUGGAUGUCUGACUGGGCUCUGCCCCACGGGGCCUGAACGGGGCUCGGCCGUCUCCCUGAGUGCAGGCCCAGGGAGGUGCUACCCCUUCUCCUGAGUGGCUGCCAAGGGAGUGCUCACUGGCCGCGGCUCUCCCUGCUCUGAGCUUGGCAGGGCCGCGGGGUGCGUGGCACGGCUCUCAGAAACACCGCUUUCGACUCAUCCCCCUGACAGUGGCCUAGGACAGCCUGUCUGAACCCAGUGUGGGGCAGGGUCCGAGGGCAUGGCUGUUAAUGGAACAGAACAGAAUAGUGCCCGACGGGCAGCAGACCCAGGUUUGCAGACAAAAUCGGCUGGAGCUGGGGAGUAGGAGGCCCCAUGGUGGCCCAAGAUGCUGCUCUGGGCAGCCUGCCCUGGCUGGCUGGUGUGGAGGGGUGACCUCCUCACCCGGGAUGUGGUCUUGAAGGGGGUCUGCAAAGAUGCCAGCACCUUUCUUGUGGCUGGCUGGUGCUUGCGUGUGCCUUCUAGGGCCAGGGCCAGUCCUAGGCCCCCCGAGCGCUAUGGCUGCAAGGUGUGUGGGAGGCUUGGGAAGUUGACCUGGGUCCUGCUCACAACGGUGACCCCAGACAUCACUCUAGCUUGUGCUUGAGUGUCCAAGCACUGGGCAGCCACUUCACGCGGUUUUUGGAGGUCUGCUGCAGGGAAGGGGCAGUGAGGGGGCCUCCUCCAAGCCACCAGGGACCUUGGCCACCAUCAGUCCAGGAUGGCCCAACCAGGUUCUCCCAAUUCCCUGAGUACCACCCCCCUGGGGAUUUGAGGGCUGUGUUUUGGGCCCCAUGGCUGUCCCUCACAGCAGUUCAUCCUAAGGACCACUGUGGGCAGGAGCUCCGGGGAGGGACUCCAGGCAGGGUGGGCAGCGCAGCCCGGGGUGGAGAACCCAAGGCUGAAGUGGAGAGGUGUGAGGGAGCACGUCUCCUGGAGUGCCUGGGGCCAUGAAGGGUCCCUCUUCCUCACAGCCUAACCUCUCUGCACAGAGGUGGCCUCGGGUGGGGGCUCUGUGGGAGCCUGGCAUGAAGUCCUGCCGGCUCUGUUCUGUCCCCCACAAGCUCCCUUGUUCCCUCCUAGGAUCAGGCCAGCUCUGGUUUGGCUGAGUUUCUGGCCCCCAGCAGGCCCCCAGCAGACAGUGAGGGGGAGGGGGCAGACAGAUGAGGCCCUCCUGCCCCUGUCACCCGGAUCAGAGCCCCAAGGGCAGGAGGGCCCCCAGAAGCAGGAGCCAGCUGGUCCAAGAGGGUGUUGUGCUUGGUCGCUGAGGCCUCUUGAGGUUGGAGGGGCUGUGUGCUUGUGGCCGUGGGGGACUUGUCAGCCACACCAGGGCCAGGAAGGACAGUCCUCACCCCCGUGCUUCCUGUGCUUUAUUUAAACAUUCCCUUUUAGUCUGGGAUAGUGGCCUUCCCACAUUUCUGGUAUUAAAAUAUCCUUUAGUGAUAAUGCCUCUUUUAACUUCCUUUUUUGAUUAAAAAAAAAGUUGGCGUUCUUGUCAGACCCUGGUAGUUUUAGGGGUCCUCUGCAGUGGGGACUGGGUGGGCCUCUUGGUGUGACUGUGGUUCGGGGCUGCCGGAGGGAAGGUUUGGCCUGGUUGGUUGGGGGUGGCCAGCAGCUGAGAUGUUGGGAGGACUGAAGGACAUGCUCCUAAGGGCUUCAUCUGGUUGGAGUUCUUGAUCACUGGGGGCAGGUCUCAGGGUGGAGGGAGCUGGAGGAAGUGAACAGUCUGCGCGGGGGCGGGGGGCGGCGGCG